This is a messenger RNA of Podarcis raffonei (Aeolian wall lizard), 1083 nucleotides long. RefSeq names its product homeobox protein prophet of Pit-1-like. Gene Ontology annotation, molecular function: DNA binding. The transcript has 3 exons. The coding region runs from base 334 to 1083 and encodes 249 amino acids. The record is from RefSeq and is a predicted model, not a curated record. Lineage: Eukaryota; Metazoa; Chordata; Lepidosauria; Squamata; Lacertidae.
UUCCCUUCUCUUCAACUGUGCGCACUAAUUUCCAAGCCUAUGGGGCUAUUUUCCAGUUUUGCUAAGGGGUGAUGCCAAGGGAAGGGUGCGCUCCAGCCAAUCUAGAUUGGUCAAGCAGCGCUUGAAAAGUGAACUUGAAACUCGCUCCUCCCCAAAAGCCGCCUCCCCAUUGGAGCGCUUCUCUCCAAGGAAAACGCGCCGGCCAAUUGGCAGCCAGGAGGGGCUAUAAAGGCGCCGAACUCCAGAAACCUGGAGCGCGCCUUGAGGAGAAAGGGCAAUUUUGGAAGCGAAAAGCAGCUUUGUUGGAAGAGAGCGAGGCAGCGCUUUUGCAAGAUGAAAACUACCGGCCGAGGAAGAAGCUACCCCAAAGUCGGUGGAGAUAGGAGAAAAAGGACCGUUUUCACCCCUGCCCAAAUCGAGCUUUUAAAGAAGGCGUUUGAAGAGAACCAGUACCCCGGAUACGAGACCAGGGAGGCUCUGGCGAGGUGCAUCGGAGUCGAAGAAGAUCGUGUGCACAUCUGGUUUCAAAACAGAAGGGCCAGAACACCAAAGAGGAUAGGUUCCAGGAUAAGGAUCGGGAACCAUGCUGCAGCUCCUUAUAGCCACAGUGAGAGAACCUGUCCAAGAAGCAGCCUGGACAGCAGCCCGAGAAGCAGUCGAGGAAACCUCCAAAAUAUUCACACGCAACAACAUUACCAGCCACAGAACUUUCAUUAUGCUGAAAGCUAUGGAGGAGCAGGGUUGUGGCAGCCACCUCUCAACAACACGCAAGCAGGAGAGUAUGCCCCGCAACAGCAGAGCUCCCUGGAAUUGAACCCUGCUUAUUACCAGCAAGCUCCUUUUUUUUGUGGAACUGGGCUUUGUGAGACUUCCCAGGCGAGCAACUGCCCAGUUCCAUAUUACGGUGCGGAGAUGGUGAGGCAGCCUCCACCAUCAUCUAGUAACUUCUUCAUGGCAUCAAGCAGUUAUACUCCCUGGUCUGCAACGGGGAAUUAUUCAGCUACAAAUCCUGUACAAAUGCAGAAUGUUGAUGGAAGUGCUUCGGACUCUCAGUUUUUCUCUUUAAGUCAGGUUCCAAAUUAG